GUCACGACAGAAGGUAGUUGUGUCGUUGCUAGCUGCUCAGCUCUUUCGUAGCAAUCUCUGAAUCAUUCUCGGCGCUGAGUCAGUGUGAAGUGAUGUUUAUUGGUGUCCUGUUGUGACUAUUGACGUGUUAUGCACGCUAUGAGUGACCCUGCAGCCCUUGCCGGUAUGCUGCCUUUUGAUUCUAUUGGACUGUACGAACAGCCGAAACCGAGGUUCAUCUUCAAGAUGCCUAGAGUGGUGCCUGAUCAGAAAGCCAAAUUUGAAUCGGAUGAUCUCUUUAAAAGACUGAGCAGAGAAAGCGAGCAGGUGAGAUACACUGGUUUCCGCGACCGGCCCCCAGAAGAACGGCAAAUGCGGUUCACCAGCGGCUGCCGCGAGGGCCACACGGAGAUCGCCUUCACCGCCACCGGCACCAAUCUGCAGCUAGGCUUCGACCCCUCUUACAACAACCGAAGCUGUGACUUCCAAAAGGAGAAUGGGAAGGCACACAUUGUAUCAAGAUUUAUUAUGAACGGCGUGUGCGUCCGAUGGCGUGGCUGGAUCGACCUGGAGCGAUUGGACGGCGCCGGCUGCCUCGAGCUGGACGAGGAACGUGCCGCUAUAGAGGACGCGGCGCUGCGGGACCAGAUCGAGCGGUACAAUCAGCGGCUCAGGGAUUUCGAGGACAAGCAGCGUGCUUACCGCGAGCACGGCGACGAACUGAGGGCCCACUCACAUGUGCACGCCCAGCGCUGCCACCAGGCCCGACAGGGCCCCCACGCUGGACAUCCGGCGCAUCCUCAUCCACCUCAUCCCGUCCACAUUAAACCUCAUUCACAAGGAGCUCUCAUUUCCUAAAUAAGAUUCCUUACACUUAUUAACCUGCCGACUUUUUACCAUAGUUUUGAUCACUUUUGUGAUUUGUCUCAUAUGAUUUGUACGUACCUACUCAUAUCUAUAAUUUCAUGUUAUUUGAAAGAUCGAGUACCUACUUGCCUACUUAGAUGUACCUACUACUGGUACCCAGAUACUUCAGGAGUUCGACGUAGAGUUCCGCAGAUUUAAUUUGUAAAAUAUAUAAACUAAACAACAAAACAGCUUCAUAAAACAACGGAAGUAUAUAUUGUGCAUGGCCAUGUUAAGUUUAUGGAAGACUUCACGUCUUUAGUAUUUUUUAUACUUUCCAGAAUUCAAUAUUACCAAUGAUUUUUCACCAAAAAUAACUUUUUAAUGUCAGGUACAUGCACGUAUGUAUAAACCUGUUUAUAUCACUAAAAAAAGAGUUAAUACCUGUUUAAGUACCUACCUACUUUAAGAUCAGGAUCAGACCCAGAAUGUCAUUUAAGAUAACACUAUGUUUGAACUGUUGCAAUGUGACUCGUAGAUGUAGGUUUGUGUAUUCGUGUAUGUAAAACUGCAGUGUGAUGUAUGGUCGUAUUAGAAACUUAAUUAACUAUACUUACUUGAUUAUUGCUUAAAAAUAUUAUUUCAAUUUUUAGAGAUAAAUAUAACGCAGUAUUUCUUAUAUCAUGUUAACAAUAAAAGAUAUAUUCUUUAAAAUACAAUUAUUCCAUUUCAUCAAAAUUCCUGGAAAAUUAACCACAGGAGCUGAUGAUCCUAAAAAUGACCGAAACCUGAAGUUGUCUAGGUUUCAGGCCUCCAGCUAGUUAUAUUAUAAUACUUACACCUUAAACAUACUUAAUUAGAAAUAUAUAAUCCUCAUAAAUUACACUCAAUACGCUGUCACAGUUGAUGUCAAAUCAUUUAUUUUAAUUACCUUUGCAUUUAAUUGAAAGUAAAUGUUCUUGUUUGACUUGUAGGGCCCUGUUAUUUAUUUUUAAGUUGAAAUUUGUAAUUAUUUAAGUUAUUAAAAUUAUA
Molecule: messenger RNA, 1857 nt
Organism: Amyelois transitella
Lineage: Eukaryota; Metazoa; Arthropoda; Insecta; Lepidoptera; Pyralidae
Product: protein big brother
Exons: 3
Coding region: 130-837 (235 amino acids)
Biological process (GO): regulation of transcription by RNA polymerase II
Cellular component (GO): core-binding factor complex; nucleus
Molecular function (GO): sequence-specific DNA binding; transcription coactivator activity
Source: RefSeq, a predicted model, not a curated record